Messenger RNA from Melitaea cinxia (Glanville fritillary), 855 nucleotides. It is a transcript of the gene RabX6, whose product is annotated as ras-related protein Rab-4B. Gene Ontology annotation, cellular component: endosome. Gene Ontology annotation, molecular function: GTP binding; GTPase activity. The record is from RefSeq and is a predicted model, not a curated record. The transcript is spliced from 3 exons. Gene Ontology annotation, biological process: regulation of endocytosis. The coding region runs from base 177 to 800 and encodes 207 amino acids. Lineage: Eukaryota; Metazoa; Arthropoda; Insecta; Lepidoptera; Nymphalidae.
CGAUUUGAUUCCGAUUUCCUAAACUUCCAACUCCUAUGGGAAUUUGAUGUCGCAUAAUUUAUACCAAUUAUAUAUUUAUUAUAUAUAAUAUAUUAAACAUAUGGAGUUUCUUGCUAUUUAUUGAAAGGAUUAAGGAAGCAUAACUUCUGAAAAUUUCGUUGUAACGAAUAUUGACAAUGGCUGUUGUUAAAACGCCUGUGCUUAAAGUUAUAUUAUGUGGUGAAUAUGGAGUUGGGAAAAGUUCAAUAUUUCGUAGGUUUAUAAAUAACACCUUUUUACCAAACGCUGAUAAAAAAUCAACAUUGGGCCUGGAUCAUUUUGAGAAGUUAUACCAAGUGGGAGACAAAGAUGUCAAGUUACAGCUUUGGGACACCGGUGGAAUGGAAAGAAUAGCUUCAGUAACAUCUAGCUAUUAUAAAUAUGCUGAGGCAGCAAUUUUAGUGUUUUCAUUGGAUAAUGCCUCAUCUUUUCAUGUCUUGAGUCAACAUCUUCUAGAUAUAGUGACAUAUGCGGAAAAUGCAAAGAUAUUUUUAUGUGGUAAUAAGUCUGAUUUAGAAGGAUCAUGCCCUCAAGUAACGGAUGCCGAUGUUGAAAAUUUCUGUGAACAGUGCCACAAUUUAAUAAGCAGCACAUAUAAAACAUCUUGCAAAACUGGACAAGGCUUAGAUGAUAUGUUUUUAGACAUUGCUCAUCAAUUAGUUGAGUGUAACAGAUCAAAGAUUGAACUUCAAAGGUUGGAUCACAAUAGCUUUAAGAUAUCACAACCAGAAUCUCCUGAAGAGCCACCGUGUAGUUGUUAAUAAGUUUAGGUAAGACUCUACUGAGACUUUAAAAAAUAAAGUUUUUAUAUAUAAA